Myzus persicae (green peach aphid) is the source of this 905-nucleotide messenger RNA. RefSeq names its product nucleolar protein 16-like. The record is from RefSeq and is a predicted model, not a curated record. Bases 259 to 753 code for a protein of 164 amino acids. Gene Ontology annotation, biological process: ribosomal large subunit biogenesis. The transcript is spliced from 4 exons. Lineage: Eukaryota; Metazoa; Arthropoda; Insecta; Hemiptera; Aphididae. Gene Ontology annotation, cellular component: nucleolus.
CCAGUCCAUUAUAUCUUAGACCGUGACCUGCAGCAGUGAUCCGUUUGUGUUUGGUUUGUGCCGUUAUCAGCUGUUGAUGUUAAUCAGUGUUUUAUUAUUGUUCGAGUUCGACCACGAUAUCUCAUAUCUGUAUACCACGUGUGUAAUGUAAGUGACUGUACCACAACUGCAGUGAUUUAGUAAAAUAAAAAACAUCAUCCACGGUCCACAUCUCCCACAAUUAUUUUACUUACGAAGUUACGAAUUACUGAAUACAAAAUGCCUGUGAACUAUAAUAAAAAAAAGUUGGGUAAAAAGAUGAAGAAGACGCCUAGCGUUACAUGUCCACUCAUAAAAGAUCAUUGGAAUGACAAAGUAUCAGUUGCUAAGAACUUAAGUAACUUUGGACUAACAAAUAAUCCUAGCAAAUCCAUUUUAACUGGUUUCAUCAAUUCUCAACCACAAGUACAAGGCGAAGAAAUAAAAGAACAGAAUAGAAAGCGUAAAAGAGAGCCAAAGCAACCACAAGUUGUCAAAAUGUUGGAAGAGCAAGCAAAUAAACCUACAGGAAUUAAACAGAUCACAUUGCCUCCUGGCACGAUUAAGUUCAUCACUGGUCUUAUGGAGAAAUAUGGAGACAAUUAUAAGGAGAUGACAAAGGAUCCGAAAAAUGUUUACCAAAUGACAUGGAAACAAAUACGUGCAAAAAUUUUAACAUUCAAAAGCAUCAAGGCUUAUGAGCAUUUAAUGCCACAGCCAAUAGCUGAUUUAUAAUUUAGUUUUUAGUUAUUAUCUUAAUAAAAAAAAAAAUAAGCCAUUUGGAAUCUUUUAAAAUUAUUUGUUAAAAAAAAGUAUACACAAGUUGAUUUUUAACAUGACACCAAUUAUUCCAGUAAAUAAAAUUUGUUUUUAUAUAUAUUUUUAAA